This is a messenger RNA of Ceratotherium simum simum (southern white rhinoceros), 1078 nucleotides long. NCBI's taxonomy places the organism in Eukaryota, Metazoa, Chordata, Mammalia, Perissodactyla, Rhinocerotidae. The record is from RefSeq and is a predicted model, not a curated record.
AUGGAGGAGGCUCUGAUAGGGAAGGACAUGCCCUGGGUCAUCCUCACCUGGAAGGGGCAUCUCUGCCUCUAUUUGCUGCUCCAAACUUCUCCUCUAUCUGCACAGCUGUGGCCAGAGGGAGGAGAUUCCACGACCCCCACCCUCAUGGCCCUCCUCUGCCUUGGGCUGAGUGUGGGCCCAAGGACACCAGUGCAGGCAGGGACCCUCCCCAAACCCACCAUCUGGGCUGAGCCAGACUCUGCGGUCCCCUGGGGGAAGCCGGUGACCAUCUGGUGUCAGGGGACCCUGGAGGCCCAGGAGUAUCAUCUGGAUAAAAAUGGAAGACCAUCACCCUGGAGCAGACAGAACCCACGGGAGCCUUGGAAUAAGGCAAAUUUCUCCAUCCCACACAUGACAGAUCUAUAUGUAGGACAAUAUCACUGUUACUAUCACUGCCUCACAGAACGGUCAGACAGAAGUGACCCCCUGGAGCUGGUGGUGACAGGAGUCUACAGCAAACUCUACCUCUCAGCCCUGCUGAGCCCUGUGGUGACCUCAGGAGGGAACGUGACCCUCCAGUGUGGCUCACAGUCUGGAUUUGACAGGUUCAUUCUGAUUAAGGAAGGAGAACACAAGCCCUCCUGGACCGUGGACUCACAGCGACUCCCCAGUGGGCAUUUCCAGGCCCUGUUCCCUGUGGCUCCUGUGACCCCCAGCCGCAGGUGGAUGUUCAGAUGCUAUGGUUCUUACGGGAACUACCCCCACGUGUGGUCACAUCCCAGUGACCCGCUGGAGCUCCUGGUCUCAGCCUCACAUCCCCAAGAUUACACAGUGGAGAAUCUCAUCCGGAUGGGCGUGGCUGCCCUGAUCCUGCUGGUCCUCGGGAUUCUGCUAUUUCAGGCUCGACAUAGCCUGAGAAGACCCCAGGAUGCAGCGAGGAGGUAAACACAAGAGAGAACAAUGUGCUAUUCAGAGAGGUAGAGUCUUGGGAAUAAAUCUUGUGCACCCAGGAGGUUCUGGAAGAGCAUCUGAGGCAUAAGCUGUGUGAACUGUCUGUAGGUCAUUGCGAGAUGGAGGAAUCAUUGUUCAUCUGCAGGGA